Athalia rosae (coleseed sawfly) is the source of this 3833-nucleotide messenger RNA. Its product is annotated as solute carrier family 2, facilitated glucose transporter member 10-like. The record is from RefSeq and is a predicted model, not a curated record. Gene Ontology annotation, molecular function: transmembrane transporter activity. NCBI's taxonomy places the organism in Eukaryota, Metazoa, Arthropoda, Insecta, Hymenoptera, Athaliidae. The transcript has 7 exons. Gene Ontology annotation, biological process: transmembrane transport. Bases 413 to 2149 code for a protein of 578 amino acids. Gene Ontology annotation, cellular component: membrane.
ACUGUUUCGUUGGGUCAAGUGUCGAGUGUUAAAACGACCACAUGAUGUGAUUACAGAUAUAACAAGCUAUUUGAGGGUUGAAAAAUCAAAAUAAUCAGUCUUUUAAAUUUCAGUUGAAUAUUUGUCGAUUCUUUUUUCUCUUGGCUGGUUUGACAGCUGUCAAACUGUUUCCGUUAAGAGGCUUUGCAAAUGGCCGACCACGAGUAGUAGCCUUCAUAACUCAAAUGUCAAAAAAUGUUGUAAACAAAACUGAUCAUUCGACGCCGCAAUCAAUUCAGCUGCAGGUGAUAGCAAGGCUGUAGAUUGAAGAUCAUGCUUGAAUACAAUCAAAAAACUAAAUAGAUUGACCGCAGUGGAUUUUGUAAUUGCUUUGAGAGCAUAAAUCUGACUGCACAACAGCACAGUUAUAAAAAUGAGUGACGAGGAAGAUACAGCAAUAUUGUUGAAUGGUGGCAAUCAAGCCACAGAAAUACCUGAGAACAAACCUGCAACUGAUGAUUAUCAAUGUAUACCAGUGAAAAACCUGCGGAAACCUAUUCCUAAACAGAAGGAUAAUUUGACCCCUUUGACAUCCAGAAAUCAAGAUCUUCUUGUGUCAAUAGUCGCUGUAUUAGCUGGUGUAUCUUUUGGAUAUGACAUGGGAAUUGCAAAACCAACUGCUUCUGCAAUAAAAGAAGAAUUUAAUCUGAGUUGUUUUGAGCAAGAAACUGUCAUCAAUGUCUGGUUUGUUGGAGCCCUUUUGGGUGCAUUGACAGGUGGGAUUCUGAUAGACAGUUUUGGUCGUCGAUGGACAAUGAUUUUUACCUUAGUACUCCUGACGUUUGGUUCUUUGCUGUCGGCACUGGCAAAUCAUUAUACUCUUCUGUUAUGUGCUCGUAUAAUAUCUGGUUAUACCGGAACAGUGUCAGCUAUUGCACAAUGUAUUUACAUGUCUGAAGUAUCCGAGUCUAACAAACGGGGGUACAACAUUACGCUUCACCAAUUUGGCACAGCAGCAGGCUUGUUGUUUGCGGUAAUAGCUGGUGCUAAUAAGAGCACAGAUUAUCAGUGGAGAAUUGCAAUGGGUAUAACAGCUAUACCAGCACUAGUAACUUGUGCUAUCACAAUAAUCUUUUUGCAAAGAUCUCCGCCAUUUUUAUUAUUGCAACGCACUCAACAUGUAGCAAGAAAAACAGCAAAGAAUCCAUGGAAUAAUGUGUUAGAGAUGUUUUUCAUUAUGGCUGGUAUGUUGAUUCUUCAACAAGGGACAGGAAGACGUCAGGUUUUGUUCUAUGCGCCGAGGUUAUUUGCGUUGCUGGGAAUUUGCUCCAAUGUGGCACCAACAACUGCACUGGUAGCACUCGGAAUUGUUAAAGUAUUUAGUACAAUACUUUCAUUGGUAGUUGUUGAAAGAUGCGGUCGUCGAACCGCUUUGAUUACAUCUGCAACAAUUUGCAUGACAGCUGUCUCCCUACUGUCACUACUUGCGACGUUUGACAGAGGUGAUGACACACUGGCCAGUAUCAAUUCUAAUUGUAUCAAUACAAUCAACGUUAACAUGGGCAAUGAUAAUAUGCGGAAUGGAAAUAACAUACCCAUUGGAUCACCACCACCCUUCCCUCUUCUACCAACGCCAUUGGCUAUCAUAGCCCCCAGUCCUGAAACAUGGACACAAGUUAAGGCAUCUUGCGAGACUCAAAAUAUAGUCACAUCUGAAGGACUGAAUGGUGGCUUACGUAUAUUGGCAGUCAUAACUUUAUUGGUUUAUGAAGCCGCUUACGCAUUGGGCUUGGGUCCUGUUUCAUUUUUAACAUUGAGCGAGGUAUUUCCAGCAACUGUCAGAGGAAAAUGUGUCAGUUUCUCAAUAGUUGUCCUCUGGAUCUCAAAUAUAGUGGCUACGGAAUUGGUUACUAAAAUGAUAAAAUCUAUGACACUGGCAGGCUCCUAUUUAUUAUAUAGUUUCAUGUGCCUCGUCACCAUAUUCUAUGUUUUCUUGCUAAUUCCUGAAACUAAAGGAAAAUCAUUACAUCAAAUUGCACAGGAAUUACGGAAAAUGUCGCUAUCUACUCGUGUGUGUAACAAUCUCUGCAGUUUACCUAUCGUCUGUCAUAUUGAUUGGAUAAAAAAAUACAGCGAUAAUACUGUCAAUGGUCAGAGCACACUCAUUUGAGAGUGACUAAAGACAGAUCAAAACGAUGUAGAAUUGGAAGCUAUUACGAAAAAAAUUAGCGAUGAAUUGGAUACAUUGGAUGUUAUUGAUGACGACAUAAAUUGAAAUCGAAAUAUUUAUGAUCUUUCAACAUUAAACAAAUGAAAGUCGAAUGCAUUUUUAAAAUACUAGAUAUUAAGUAAUACUGGUCAGGAAUAUUCACCCGUACAUCAUUAUUUUUCUUAGCUUUUCUAGCUUCAGUAUCUAACUGUAUUCUUUAAUAAUUUUAGUUUGGUCAUUUCGAUUAGAAAUGAACGCACUGUUAAACGUAUUUGUAAUUUCUGACUAACGCCCCUUUGGAAUGAUAUUUCAAAAGAAAAUAUACAUACAUAUAUUCAGAGACAACGAAAUGAUAAUCAUUACGAGUAAACUAACUGUGCGAAUCAUAGUUCUACUGUGAUUACAUACAUUCAAUUUCGAUACGUAAGCAAACUGAAUAGAAGGAAAGAUAUUCUAUUCAAACUUUAACUAAUGUUUCAUCUUUGUACUGCUAUUUUUUUUUUCUUGUUUUUUACCAGAUUUACGAUUUAACAACGAAGUACUCAUAAGAAUUACAAUCUUUUCAUGUCAUUACAUCCGACAACCAUUCGUCAAUUCACUCAACAGUAUUUGGUAAAUAGAGGUAUUUGUAUUACCGAUGUUACUUUAAUCAUAAUUAAUUGAGGAUUGAUUUCCAACACAAUAACGUAAUGUAUGUAUAGCGAAUAAUACAGUAGGUGACAUAUUGUGGGACUGUGAUUAAAAUUAAGAUGUUAGGUAUAAAAUUGACUAAUUACGAUGAUCAUGUUUGUUCCUUUUUGAAAAUAAUCUGAAAGUUGUACAAUUGUUGAUAUGUUUUGAAUCGCACUUACUGCACUUUUUACAUACGCAUAAUUUUGGCAGCUGUAUAUUCUAUAUCAUCCUUCUUUCGAGAAUAAUUCGAAUUUUUCCAAUCAGAUUUUCGAGUACCAUGAAUGAAAAGAAUUCGGUUUACUACGAAUGAUUGUCAUUGUUUCUCUAUUCAAGAUCUUACUUCACUACAGUCAACGUGAAUAAAACAUGAUCAUCUGAACUGGAUAAACGAGUUGGUGUCAAAUUACUAUUAGAGAAAAUUACGAUACGUAGAAAAAUAUUUAUUCAUCACAGAAUCAAUGCAAUACUUAAAAUUUUUAGGUAGGCAGUUUAUAAGUCUGACAGUUUGAUUAUCCUACGCUAAAUUGAGAACGUAUAAAAUAAUAUUUAAUUUGUAUACAAAAUAAUAAAAGUCAGAUUCAUAUUACCCAAGCGGCAAGUAAGUCGGCAGGAAUAUUUUAGUUUGCAUACCUUGUUACAAACUAGUGGUAGUUGAUUGUCAUUGUUCAAGAGUAUUUCGUUAGGAAUAAUAGUAACAAAACUUUCGCAUCUACUAAACCGAAUAAACUCGGUUUUAAUAUCUCCGAAUGUUGCUAUUCACUAAUGUAGUCUCUUCAUUCAUACAUCAUUUAUUUUACACUCUAUUUUUAUUUAUUACUCUAUCUAUAUCAUAAACUAUAUGCUAUAGUUGUAUAUAUAAAAAAAAACUUGAAAAACUAUAUUAUUAGCUGUAAUACUUUACUGUAUACCAACGUAACAUCACUUUAUGUGAGAAACAAUAUAUCGUCUUUAAGUAUUUAUGCGUGACGAUUCA